AUGGCGAGAGGACCAAGGAAGCAUCAAAAGCGUUUGGCAGCGCCAUCUCACUGGCUGCUCGACAAGCUGAGCGGUGCGUAUGCGCCAAAGGCCAGCCCGGGUCCGCACAAGUUGAGGGACUGCAUGCCCUUGAUUGUGUUCAUCCGCAACCGCCUCAAGUACGCCCUCAACUCGCGCGAAACCAAAGCGAUCGUGAUGCAGCGCCUCAUCAAAGUCGACAACAAAGUGCGCACCGACCCCACCUACCCAGCCGGCUUCAUGGACGUGAUCGGCAUCGAGAAGACGGGCGAGAACUUCCGCCUCGUCUACGACACCAAGGGCCGCUUCACCGUCCACCGCAUCACGGAAGAGGAGGCGCAGUACAAGCUCGGCAAGGUCAAGAGGGUGCAGCUGGGCAAGGGCGGCAUUCCGUUCCUGGUGACGCACGAUGCUCGCACUAUUCGGUUCCCCGAUCCCGCUAUCAGGGUCAACGAUACUGUGAAGAUCAACCUCUCCACCGGCAAGAUUGAAGACUUCAUCCGCUUCGACACUGGUGUCAUCGCCAUGGCCACCGGCGGUCGCAACAUGGGCCGUGUUGGUGUCAUCACCCACCGUGAGCGCCACGACGGAGGCUUCAACAUCGUGCAUAUCAAGGACGCCAUCGACAACGAGUUCGCUACCCGUGAGACCAACGUCUUCGUGAUCGGUCGUGAGAAGCCAUGGAUCAGUCUGCCAAAGGGCAAGGGUGUGAAGCUGUCGAUUGCUGAGGAGAGGGAUCGCAGACGGGCGUACGCUCUUGCUGGCCACUAA
Messenger RNA from Saxophila tyrrhenica, 789 nucleotides. It is a transcript of the gene RPS4, whose product is annotated as 40S ribosomal protein S4. NCBI's taxonomy places the organism in Eukaryota, Fungi, Ascomycota, Dothideomycetes, Mycosphaerellales, Extremaceae. The record is from RefSeq and is a predicted model, not a curated record. The transcript has 4 exons. Gene Ontology annotation, cellular component: ribosome; cytosolic small ribosomal subunit. Gene Ontology annotation, biological process: translation. Gene Ontology annotation, molecular function: RNA binding; structural constituent of ribosome. Bases 1 to 789 code for a protein of 262 amino acids.